This is a messenger RNA of Maylandia zebra (zebra mbuna), 6734 nucleotides long. RefSeq names its product Tnf receptor-associated factor 2a (gene traf2a). The record is from RefSeq and is a predicted model, not a curated record. Gene Ontology annotation, cellular component: plasma membrane signaling receptor complex; cytoplasmic side of plasma membrane; cytosol. Gene Ontology annotation, molecular function: ubiquitin-protein transferase activity; zinc ion binding; tumor necrosis factor receptor binding. Gene Ontology annotation, biological process: regulation of apoptotic process; tumor necrosis factor-mediated signaling pathway; positive regulation of canonical NF-kappaB signal transduction. Lineage: Eukaryota; Metazoa; Chordata; Actinopteri; Cichliformes; Cichlidae.
CUUACAGUAAAGCGCAGCAUCCUCAGCUGUCACUUUUAUCACAUGAAAACGCCUGGACGUGUUUGUCAAUGCAGAUGAGGAGUUAGAUGUCGUCAUUUGUUCAUAAACAAAGCAGGUAUACACGCUUUAAUAAAUUGCUAAAGAGCAAUGAGUCGUUGCUUGCGGGUAUUUUUACAGUCAUAUUCAGCUGUGUUUGCUAUCUUGAACACACCCCGCUGAGUACCCCGAUAUUGUUCAAGGGGAAUAAUGGCUGCACAGGAGCCGUCUCCACCAUCUUCCCUGGAAGGUAACAAACCGGGCUUCCCAAAGAAAAUUUUGGCUAACAACCUGGAGGAUAAGCAUUUGUGCAACUCGUGUCAGAAAAUCCUGAGAAGGCCCCUGCAAGCCCAAUGCGGUCACCGCUUUUGUUCGUUCUGUUUCAACAAAAUUGUGAGUUGUGGACCACAGAAAUGCAGUGCAUGCAUCAAAGAAGACCUGUUUGAGGAACCCACCUCGAUCCUUAAGCAAGGUGGUGCUUUCCCUGACAAUGCAGCCCGCAGAGAAGUGGAGGCCUUGGCAGCUGUCUGUCCCAAUGAAGGAUGCAUAUGGACUGGAACUGUCAAAGAAUUUGAGGCCAGCCACGAGGGCAACUGUGACUUCAUGAUCAUCCUCUGUCCUUCCUGUAAAGAGCUCAUGAGAGCCAAUGAGCAGGAACGCCACAAUGAGAGAGAGUGUCCGGAGAGAACGCUCAACUGCAAAUACUGCAAAGAACCCUUCCUGUUAAAGAAUAUCAAGGCUCAUGAUGAGAUCUGUCCAAAGUAUCCAAUGAUUUGUGAAGGUUGUGCGAAGAAAAAGAUCCCCAGAGAAAAGUAUGUGGACCAUAUUAAGUUCUGCAGUAAAUUUAAAGCUCCAUGCAGAUUUCAUGUUGUUGGCUGCGAUACGUCUGUGGAGAAAGAGAAGAUCCAUGACCAUGAGCGCCAGUGUUCGUAUGAACACCUUAACCUGCUUCUGCAUUUCAUCAUGGGCAUCAAGGUGAGCCUGGAGAGCCUGCAACCCCAAAGCCUGGAGGUGGCCAGCCAGAAGCUGCAGGAGCUCCACCAGUCCCUCAGGGAUCUGGAACUCAAGAUGAGCCAGCUGGGUGGGUGUGUUGCAGCUCCUGUGCAGGGAGCAUGUGCCCCGACCCUAACCACAUCCUUCACCCCGCUGCCCAGUGCCAUGGGUGCCGCUUUGGAACUGCAGCUACAGAGUGAAAAAACCAGAGUGGCUGAGCUAAGCCGGCGCUGCCAGGAGCUGGAGCUCAAAGUGAGCACUUUCGAAAACAUUGUCUGCGUCCUCAACCGCGAGAUGGAGCGCUCCUGCACUACCAUGGAGGCCUACAACCGCCAACACAGACUGGAUCAGGACAAGAUUGAAAUCCUCAAUAACAAGGUUCGUCAGCUGGAGAGAACGGUGAGCCUGAGGGACCUGUCCAUCGUGGAGAUGGAGGGGAAAAUGAGAGAAAUGUCCGCAGCCACUUAUGACGGCAUAUUUGUCUGGAAGAUCUCUGAUUUCACCAAGAAGAGGCAGGAUGCUGUGGCUGGCCGGGCCCCUGCUAUGUUCUCUCCUGCCUUUUAUACCAGUAAAUAUGGCUACAAGAUGUGCUUGCGGAUCUACCUGAAUGGUGAUGGGACGGGGCGAGGCACCCACCUGUCUUUGUUCUUUGUGGUGAUGAGAGGACACAGUGAUGCACUCCUCAAGUGGCCUUUUAAUCAAAAGGUCACCCUUAUGCUGCUCGACCAGAACAACAGGGAGCACAUAAUUGAUGCCUUCAGGCCUGACAUUUCAUCCUCAUCCUUCCAGAGGCCUGUCAGCGACAUGAACAUCGCCAGUGGUUGUCCGCUCUUCUGUCCGCUCUCAAAGCUGGACUCUAAAAACUCCUAUAUACGUGAUGACACCAUUUUCAUCAAAGCCAUUGUAGACCUAACAGGCCUUUAGGUAAAAGUUGAGGGCAUGAAUCCAACUCUGCCUUUUGUUGCUACUAACCUGUUUAAGUCAACAGGAUUUUGUAUCACGAGAAAUUGGGAUUUGCCUUUUGACAUUUAUUUGGUUUUUUUGAAUUUGGUAUGAUUUUAUUGGUGGCAAUAUGCAAGACCAGAGCAAGUUCUUUUGGGCUACUUGCCACUGGCCAAAAACUUGUGUAGCCAUUCUUAUCUUACCAAUUGAACUGAGUUUGUGUUUGACAAAAAUUGCAAAUACCUACCAAAGUGAAAAUAACAUCCAUACUGGUAUUUGGCUGAUAAUGUGUUAUUUUCCCUCCCCCAAGAAGUCCCUCAGGCCAGUGUUUUGAAACAACUGUGCUAUCCUAAUGACAAAAUAAUAGAGAAUAGCUAGCAUGCUUAUUAUAAGUCCAUCAAAUGAAGUGUACGUUUUUUUAAGGAGUUUUUUUACAAACUCCUUAAAAAUCUAAUAUUAUUGGCAACCCUUAAAAGAUUUAACAACAGGAGAUUCGUUUAGCUGAUAAGGUUUUAUUUAAGUUUCCAGACAUGUGUCUGACAACUUGGUGAUGUGGUAAAAAUAAUUUUUAUCUCCUUAGUACUGUUUUUGUCUCCACCAACUCUUAAAAAGGUUUUUGUGGCUUGUUAGCUAGCUAGCUAGCUAAACUAGCUACCAACUAUCUUGUUAGCUUAAUUUGUUUUCAGACAGUAGGUUUGGCAGUGAAAACAACUGCCUGCUGUUGGGAACAGGCUGAAUCAGAGUGGUGUGACUGAAUUAAAACUGUGUAAUCGAGCUGUUUUAUAUGACAUGUAGUUUUGUGGCCAAUCAUUAAUAUAAAAAUUCUGGUAGAGCAGCUAUAAAAAGAAAAAACAAACCAACUGUCCACUAUAGUGCUCAUGUUGAAGCUAAUGCUAAUUUGUUAGCUUAUUUUAAACAUUUAGCUUAAAUUUGCAACACCAAAACCUGUCCUAAAUGACUGAAAAUAUUGAACCUUAGACCAGUGACACCGUAGCUUUGUAUUUUGAACGACUUACAGACAUUGCAAGGUCUAGGCUCUUUAUUGAGUUUAUUGCCUAGCAUUUGGUAAGCUGUUUUUUUUUUUUCUUUCUUUACAGUCAAGUUUGUCACACUGUUAAAGGAACUGUAACAGUGUGACACCCAUGUAGCCUACAGAAUAUUGCGCAGCUGUGCACACAGUUUGUAGUGCAGUAGAAUUUCAAACUGGUUUGCUUUUUUUUUUUUUCCCCAUUCUGUGCCUCCAACUCAGACUCCUGUGUUCAUUGAUAAUCAUUUGUGGUGGUGGGCAUUGCUUGAAUUCCAUGAAUUCUGAAUGCAGUAUUUCACUCGAACGUUCGGUCUGUGAGUGUCUGUGUUCAUGUGUACACUGUUCCAUUUCUAUUGUUAUUUGCAGGGUUAGUUAAUGUUGGAUCUGUGGAAGAUACAGUAGCUUGCAGCAGUGUGCUGUUUGCCCAUGAAACAGUAACAGAGAUGGUAGUUGAGCUGAUUUGCCCAAAUGGAAAUGCAACAUAUUUUAUUAAAAAUAAACAUAUAUUUGCAUACAGGUUCUAAAAAAGUCUAUAAGUAUCUUUUGAUAGUAAUCUCUGGCUUUUUCAAAAAAGUAUUUGUUCUAGCUAAUCCAGUUGAUGUCGAUUGCUUGGUUUGUAACGUUGUUCAGUUGGUUAGUACAUGUUAGAAUAGCAUCCACAGCCAAUGGGACGUUUUUUUUUCUAGCUGAAUAUUACAUUGUAAAGAAAUAAUUAAUGUUUUUCACUUCCCCUGUCAGUGGUUUUAAUAUUGUGACAGUUCGUCCAUGUGAUACUUGGGACAGUUUACUUGUUAAACUCUCAAAAGCUCCUGAGAUGGGAUGAGACAAAUCACUGAAACUGGUGACACUGAAAGGAAAUGUGCCCCCUACUAGCUAGUGGGUAACAUGAUUUUCUCUAUGAACAGUACCUUUAACAGUACAGAAAGUACAUCAAGUGUGAUCACAGAAACACAAAGUCAGAACAAAACUACACUGAAACAUGAAUACAGUGAUGCAAAGUGAGAAAAUAACUACUAUGAUACAGACUAAUAAAAUAAGUACAAAGUGAUUCAAAACCACAAGCUGGGGAAAAUGACCAUAAGUAGCUAAAUCAAGAGAAUGUCACCAAAGAGAUUUAAAAAUGAUUUAAAGCAACAACUACAGAAAGAUGCAAAUCUAUUUUGAAGAGAGUACAUAACUGCAAAGAUCAAACAACAAAGACUAAAGGAUUACAAAGAUAUGCAGAGAAAAUGAUGCAGAAUAAACAGAUUCAGGGAGAUGGAUUACUAUUCCAAAACAAGACCUACAAAGAAAAAUCCUGAAGACCAAUGGCUACAAAAUGAUAUCACCUAUCAUCAACAUAAUUUCAAGAGAGAUAUAUUUGCAGGAAGAUUUAAAACGAUCUAAAAGAAGGAAAAUGACUACGCAGAAUAACUAAAAACAGACCUAAUAAUUACAAAGAGAGACAAAGAGAUGCAGAACAACUUCAAAGAGCCAUCUCUUCAGCGAGAUGCAAAGCAAUUUUAAAGAUAAAAAAUGUCCACAAAAAGAAAAUAACUGUCCCCACAAGAAGCCCCAGAACAAACAGAUAUGUUGAAUGAAUAAAAUGAGAUUCAGAUGACUUCAAAGACACAGAGAGAUGCAAAAAAAACUACAAAGACCAGAUGACUCCACAAAUAAUGUAAAACAUAAAUAGAUGUAAAAUAACUACAGAAGAGAUUGCUUUGAAAUGGUUUUCAAUGUCAAAAAGAUAGGACAAACUUAAUCAGCAAGUACAACGACAGUGCGAUAUGAAAAAUAAUUUCAGUGAUGGAAAAUUCCCAUAGGGGAAUUUAAAAUGUGUACAGAGACAAAAAAAAAAGACCCACCUCAAAGAGAGACAAGAGUACACAGACAUGCAUAAAACAGUCACGCACUGAGAUGUAAUGAGUACAUGGACACGCUGCUUGUAGUCAUUUUGUGUUUCUUCGAGUCUCACCGUCUAGUUCUUUUGUCACAGAGGGUCUCAUAGUCUUACAGGCUACUUUAAGUUACAAACCGUAGCGUUUAAUUGAUAUUAUUUAGCUUAAAUUAUUUAAUCUUCAUGCUGUGAGGUUAUUAGAUGCAGAAAACUUCAAGAUUGCUGUAUUUUCAUAUGGGUGUAACCUUUGUUCUCAGACACAGGCGUGUGGAGACUGGAGCUGAGUGAGAUACGAAAAUCUUGGGUUGGAAUCCGAGUUGAGAUAUUAAACGAGCAAAUUUUUGAUGAUGUUGUAAUAUUAUCCUAUUUUUGGCUUUCUUCACAGGUUUGAACUGACCUACUUUUUACAGAAAAAAGAAGUGCCUGUACCUGUAGUGUUUUUUUUGUUUUGUUUUCACGAUCCCAUUAGGAUGAGAAUGUGCUUUUCUGUGAGUUCAAACUCACAAUAUGACGCUUUUGAUUUGUGCGGUAUAUUUAUUUAUUUUUUAAAAUUCAGCAUUUUUAUUAUCCUUCUUUUACGAGGCCCCUUUACUAGAUGUGAUAAAACUUAAGUGACUUAAGAAUGUUUCUCUUUACAUACAUAAACUAGUGAAUGUUAGAUGUUAUCUUUAAUGGAAAACGAGGUCAGCGCAUUGUAACUCGCAGCUUUUGGCAUCUGCACCUAAACACAUCGGCAUGUUUUUAAAUCUGUCAAAGGACACUGAUACCUCUCUGUGCAUGAGAUGUGUCAGUAGGAAAAAAAUACAUGUAUUACUGGUUCAUAUUGUAGACCAGCAUUUUAUUUUUUUAUGAUUUCUUGAUAUAGUAUAAAACAUAUGAGUGUGUGUGAUCUAAUUUUGAUGCUGUGCUCAAGUUUGAAGUGUGUGUGAGUUAACCAUAUCUUAAUAAUACAUAGAUUUUAUUUAUUGAAGAAGUUAUAUGUUGAGACAGUUUAAAAGCAUGCGUUAGCUGAUGGUGACAAGAUGCAGCUGCGGUCUGACCUCAGCAGCUUUUUUUGCUUUCUGGUUAUUUCAGAAACAUAUUUCCUCUGUUAUUCUCUUUAGAAUACAUUGGUAUUAUUGCACAUUAUGUAGAUUACAUUUUGCAUGUGUAACUGCAGCAUCAAAUGAAUUAGCUGCUACAUUUGUGUGACCCUCCAGUGUGCGCUGAUCGGAGCUCAUAGAUGCAGCCUUGCAAGCACUAUGCGGACAUUCAUAUUUAAUCUUACAAAAUGUGCGACCUGAUGUGAGCCAGGACUUCAAAUUUCUUAUUAACAAAAGGGCUUCACAUUUCCUUUUCAUCCCCUAAAUGUCACAUGCAGACAUACAUAGACAUGUCCAGUUUUGGUCCAGCUUAUAGCUUGAACUGUUUAAUAGAGGGGAAAAAAAGAAAGGAAAAAAAAAACCCUUCACAGGCUGGGGAACAAAGUCACAUUUGAGCCGAUUGAUGUUAUGCUGUAUCAGCGAUACUGACUUGUAGGAAAUGCCACACUGCCUCACUGUUAUUGCAACAGAAUAAACACUAUGUCGAUGUGAUGUGUGAACUUCAAAUAACUCUUCAGAGCUGACAAACUAAACCAGGUUGGUUUAAAUUAUUUACAUAUCUGUUUCUCUCUUCGUGGAUCCGAAGCCCAUGUUGAGAUUAAGAUGACGAGCUUUCAUCUGUAGCAAUGACAUCAAACUGCAGUCUUACUUGUUGUUCUCUCUGCUACAUUCUGUGGAUAGUAAGUCACGUGUUAGUAAACUCUUUGUACUACAGGAAAUUUGUUCCAUAUUUGUAUUUAAUUUUGACUUAUUAAAGGUUUUAAGAUGCCCUCUA